UGGCUUUGUCACACAGCCACAACAGCCAAGCCUCAGGAGUCAGCCUGCAUUCCUGCAACCGACUGGCUGGGUCCUGCUCCCCAUUUCUCAGGCGGCAAAGCUCUCUUGGAAGAGCUGGAAAGAUAAGGAAACUGAGGCGCAGAGGAGGUGGAGCCUGACUAGAGGUUGCAGUCCAGCAUUUUCUCUGUUACUCUGCAAUAAAAAUAACAAUCACAGCUAACCCUGAGAAAGUGUCCGACUCCAACCAUGCUGCCGCUGCUGUGUGCCUGCUUGCUCUUGGUGGCCCGCGCCUCUGGCGGCUCAGAUGUAUCAUCCGACGCCCAUUUCAAUACGGAGGAGCACAUCCGAGACAUGCACGCCAAAGUGACGGAGAUCUGGCAGGAGGUGACCGGGCGGCAGGCGGCGGGCGGGGGCGGCCCAGACGCCACACUCUACACCGCCUGCCACGUGCGGCCAUCCGCCACUCUGGACGCCUCGGAACCCCAGGUGACCGGCCUCGUGCUGUUCCGGCAGCUGGCACCCGGCGCCCGGCUCGACGCCUUCUUUGAGCUGGAGGGCUUCCCCGCUGAGUCCAAUGGCUCCAGCCACGCCAUCCACGUGCACCAGUUCGGGGACAUGAGCCAGGGCUGCGAGUCCACCGGGCCGCACUACAACCCGCUGGGGGUGCAGCACCCGCAGCACCCGGGCGACUUCGGCAACUUCCCCGUGCGGGACGGCAGCCUCUGGAAGUACCGCACCGGCCUCGCCGCCUCGCUCAGCGGCCCGCACUCGAUCGUGGGCCGCGCCGUGGUGGUGCAUGCGGGCGAGGACGACCUGGGCCGCGGCGGUAACCCGGCCAGCCUGGAGAACGGCAACGCGGGCCGUCGGCUGGCCUGCUGCGUGGUGGGCCUGAGCGGACCCGCGCCCUGGGCGCGCCAAGCGCUGGAGCACACGGAGCGCAAGAAGCGGCGGCGGGAGAGCGAGUGCAAGGCCGCCUGAGUGCACUCCACCCUGCGGGCGGCGGUAGAGCCCUGAUGCUCCCCAGACCCCUUCCAGGCCCCGACACCCCUCCAAGCGCCCCAAGACCCCGACCCCACCUUGACUUUCUCCCUCUGCUCCCAGAGACACCUUCUGCCCUGGGGGUCUCUCACUUCUGCCAUCGCUGAGAUCUCCCCCCAAAUUCCCUCCACCCUGAAGUCUCCAGCCAUGUAUGCUGAGAUACCCUCCGUCUAGAGGGCAGCCCUCAAACCUUGUAGCCCCCACUCCGAGCUCUGAGGACCCGCAGAAGUACCUCCCCUACAUAUCUACCAUAUACCCCACCUACCCUGAGCGUCUCCUAGACUCUUGAGGUCCCUUUCUACCCUGACACCCCUACGGUCACCACAGGAGUCCUGAGAUAUCUCUAUGCCCUAAGGACCCACCCCACCCUUUAGGAUCCUCCUAGGUGCUCCUGAAGUUGCCUAGGGUCUUCCCCCCACCCCACAACCCCCCUGUGACUAAUAUGUGCCCGGCCCUUAGGCGCCCAUGCCGAGUCUUCAGCUGUUUCUGGCCCUGGACACCCUGCGGAGAGCAGUUCCCUUUGGGGGUUGUUUGGCAAUCUUCGUGUUGCACAUUAAAAACUCAGCAACUCAGUACUGCAUCAGGGCCUCGGUUACUU
Rhinolophus ferrumequinum (greater horseshoe bat) is the source of this 1636-nucleotide messenger RNA. RefSeq names its product superoxide dismutase 3 (gene SOD3). Bases 247 to 978 code for a protein of 243 amino acids. Gene Ontology annotation, biological process: removal of superoxide radicals. The transcript is spliced from 3 exons. The record is from RefSeq and is a predicted model, not a curated record. Gene Ontology annotation, molecular function: superoxide dismutase activity; copper ion binding. NCBI's taxonomy places the organism in Eukaryota, Metazoa, Chordata, Mammalia, Chiroptera, Rhinolophidae.